This is a messenger RNA of Dioscorea cayenensis subsp. rotundata (Guinea yam), 1415 nucleotides long. RefSeq lists its product as uncharacterized. Lineage: Eukaryota; Viridiplantae; Streptophyta; Magnoliopsida; Dioscoreales; Dioscoreaceae. The record is from RefSeq and is a predicted model, not a curated record. Bases 64 to 1173 code for a protein of 369 amino acids. The transcript has 8 exons.
CACAGGACUUCGCUUCGGGAGGUCUUCCCUCGUUGUCCGAGAGAAGCUCGGCGCUGCAGCGCAAUGGUGGUUGAAGGGGAGCUGCUGGUGGCCCAUAUUCGUCGGAAGGAUGCCCGCGGCUCGCCGCCGACGGUGCUCGGUUUCCAGCCCGCCGCCCUUGUUGACCAUGUGGCGCGCGUCGAUUGGUCCCUUCUCGAACAAAUCCCCGGCGAUCGCGGUGGAUCCCAGCAGGUUGCAAUUGAGGAGUUAAAUCAUAUACUUGGCGAAGUGAAUGCUCAAAUUCUCCCAUGCAUCAACGGCUUCUCUCCCAUAAGGACAAUAGCUGGGGGGAGUGUUGCAAAUACAAUCCGGGGUCUGACCGCUGGUUUUGGUGUCUCGAGUGGCAUAAUAGGUGCUUGUGGUGAUGAUGAGCAAGGCUGUUUGUUCAUCCACAAUAUGAAGUUUAGUGGUGUGGACCUCUCGAGAUUAAGAAUGAAGAAGGGGCCCACUGGUCAGUGUGUAUGUUUAGUUGACGCUGAAGGUAACCGUACUAUGCGGCCCUGUCUAUCAACUGCAGUCAAGCUUCAAGCUAAUGAGUUAGCAAGAGAAGAUUUUAAAGGCUCAAAGUGGUUGGUAUUGAGAUAUGCGUUUUUCAAUGUGGAACCGAUCAAAACGGCAAUUAAGUUGGCUAAACAAGAGGGUCUUUCUGUUUCCUUGGAUCUAGCAAGUUUUGAGAUGGUUCGAGAUUCUAGGCCUCACCUCAUAGAGCUUCUGGAGACUGGCAAUAUAGAUCUUUGCUUUGCCAACGAGGAUGAAGCAAGAGAGCUUAUUCGGGGAGACCUGCAAUCUGAUGCGGAAGCUGCUCUAAAUUUUUUGGCCAAUCACUGCAAGUGGGCUGUGGUUACACUUGGUCCUAGAGGGUGUAUAGCAAAACAUGGCAAAGAGAUUGUUAGAGUCGCUGCCACUGGAGAAGCACCUGCUGUAGAUGCCACGGGAGCCGGUGAUCUCUUUGCUAGCGGUUUUCUAUAUGGAUUGGUGAAAGACCUUCCAUUGGAAGACUGUUGCAAGUUAGGCUCUUGUAGCGGAGGUUCUGUUGUCCGCUCUCUUGGCGGUGAAGUGAGGCCGGAGAAUUGGCAGUGGAUGCGCGAACAAAUGCAGAACAAAGGCCUUUCACUUCCCAAUUUUUCCGAAUGACAUUUCUUACUCCACCAGUAUCUAUUUAGUUACCAGUAAUUCUGUCUGCAGUGGUGGCAUAAUGAUGCAUGUUAGAGAACAGUUCAAAAGGAAUACCACUAGGAAAUACCAAAUGUUGUCAAAAUGGAUUGCUAUCAAUUCUUUCAUUUGAACUUUGUAAUUCUGCAUCAAUUAUUGAUUAUCACGGAUGGAAAAUAUUCUGCAUUUCUGAUUGAGUUUAUGUAACUUCGGAUCUUGAUUUA